Messenger RNA from Monomorium pharaonis (pharaoh ant), 1541 nucleotides. It is a transcript of the gene scu, whose product is annotated as 3-hydroxyacyl-CoA dehydrogenase type-2. The record is from RefSeq and is a predicted model, not a curated record. Gene Ontology annotation, molecular function: estradiol 17-beta-dehydrogenase [NAD(P)+] activity. The transcript is spliced from 4 exons. Gene Ontology annotation, cellular component: mitochondrion. Gene Ontology annotation, biological process: androgen metabolic process; fatty acid metabolic process; estrogen metabolic process. Lineage: Eukaryota; Metazoa; Arthropoda; Insecta; Hymenoptera; Formicidae. The coding region runs from base 150 to 920 and encodes 256 amino acids.
AGAAUGUAUCCCCACUGUGACAUGUAUAAAGUACACGACACGUAAACGUAAGUUCUUCAAAGAGUUCGAGCGAUCCUCGUGAUUGUGAUUAGUGCGAGAGCUACCGGCAUUUAUUAUUUUUUUUAAAGAAAAAUAGAAGACGCUCAAAAAUGCUGAAGGGCACUGUAGCUUUGGUGACUGGUGGUGCUUCCGGAUUAGGCCGUGGAACUGUAGAAAGAUUUGUCAAGCAAGGGGCAAAGGUGGUUAUUGCUGAUUUGCCUGCUUCAAAGGGUAAAACUGUAGCUGAUGAAUUGGGAGAAGCCAAUGCGGUAUUCGCACCUAUGGAUGUAACAUCGGAAACUGAUGUUCAAGCUGCUCUUGAUCUUACGAAACAAAAAUUUGGGAAGCUUGACGUUCUCGUCAAUGCUGCUGGUAUCGCAAUAGCUUUUAAGACAUAUAACAGUAAUAAAAAACUUCCUCACAAAUUGGAGGAUUUCGCUAGAAUUCUCCAUGUCAACACCACCGGUACCUUCAAUGCUAUUCGCCUUUCUGCUGGCUUGAUGAUUGAAAACACACCUAAUCAAGAUGGUCAAAGAGGUGUAAUCGUUAACACCGCGAGUGUCGCCGCUUUUGAUGGUCAAAUAGGACAGGCUGCUUACUCUGCUUCAAAAGGAGCAGUCGUAGGAAUGACUUUGCCUAUCGCCCGCGAUCUCUCCAAGGAUGGAAUUCGUGUUGUAACAAUUGCUCCAGGACUUUUCCAAACUCCAAUGUUAAUGUCACUGCCAGAAAAAGUGCGUACCUUCUUGGCAAAGAGCGUACCGUUUCCUCAAAGAUUAGGAAAUCCUGAUGAGUAUGCCAUGUUGGUACAACAAAUCGUUGAAAAUCCAUUAUUGAAUGGGGAGGUGAUCAGAUUGGAUGGUGCUUUGCGAAUGCAAGCUUGAAUAACUAGCAGUUUUUUAUACUGAUAGAAUUACAGUAUCAGAAAUUUCUCUCGAGUCUUAUAUGACUCCUUUUUGUAUGUAUAUUUGUAUAUACAUAUUAUAUAUAUAUAUAUAUUUACACCCAAUAAAAUUUUAACUUUUGUACAAAUAUUAAUUUUAUUCUCAGAAUUUCUUACUUGAAUACAUUUCCCUUUUUCUUUAGAUUAUAAUUUAGAAAUAAUUUUUUGUUUACAUAUAUAUUUCAUAAAACAUGAAAGGAUUAUUUCAUUUUAUUAAAUAUAUAUAUAAAUAUAAUUAUAAAACAAUAUAAAUAACUGUAAUCUGGUAAAUAUUUUCAAAGCAUUUAUAAAAAUAAAAUCAUUUUCACAUAUGCAACAUUCUAAUUUAUAACUACAAAUGAUUUUUAAAAUUAUAAUUAAUCUUAAUUUUAUUUGCCAUUGUGAUUCUCUUUCUUCCAAUAGAUCUAUAUCUAUAUUCGAUUAGAAAACGUAUGCAUUUUUCUUGAAGUACAUAAUACAAUUUUUUUAAAAAUCAGUUCUUGGAUAUUAGAGAUUUUUUAUAUAUUGGACAAGGAUAAAAUGAAAACAGUGAGGAAUAGUGAAUAAAUAGUCGUUUUUACAU